Messenger RNA from Anopheles nili, 412 nucleotides. RefSeq lists its product as uncharacterized. The coding region runs from base 21 to 356 and encodes 111 amino acids. The transcript is spliced from 2 exons. NCBI's taxonomy places the organism in Eukaryota, Metazoa, Arthropoda, Insecta, Diptera, Culicidae. The record is from RefSeq and is a predicted model, not a curated record.
ACGGACAGCGCCCUCACGGAAUGGUGUUCCCCAGCAAAGCGUUAAGGAGGAUCACACUGACGGUGGUCGGUUUUGUGGCGAUCUUCGCGAGUCCUUCAAACGCUGGCUUCUAUCCGGGCCUUUCGUUAGAGGGAUGGCCGUACGCGUUCCCACUUGGACCGUGGCAUGAUGCGACUCCGAUUCAACCGUACAACGAACCAGUCCCGAUCAUACCCGUCAUUUCGGCUCAUCUCGCUGAGUAUCCGGGUGCGAUGUCGAUUGCGGCCACGCGUGGUGCCAUCCAUAUCGCACCCCUACCUGGACACUCGAUCUCGCAGUUCCAGUACAACCUGGACGCUCCUCCUGGGACGUAUUAAGUCAAGGACACUGGCGCGUCGUUUCGUUUUAAAACUUAGCAAUAAAGCGUGCUUUA